This is a messenger RNA of Miscanthus lutarioriparius, 228 nucleotides long. The record is from the annotation of a GenBank genome assembly. NCBI's taxonomy places the organism in Eukaryota, Viridiplantae, Streptophyta, Magnoliopsida, Poales, Poaceae.
AUGCAGGACCUAAGCCGCGCGGCCGCCACCGCGCUGUGCAGCGGCAUGAGCGUCUCCAGCCCCGCCGACGCCGCGGCCGCCGACCUGCACCGAAACCAAACCGCCGACGUGAGCGGAUGCGCCGAAUCCCAGACGGACCAAUCGCCAGGGAAUCGGUUGGCUACCUGCGGAGGAUUCGGGCGGACCGGGCAGCGGAAGGCGAGGCAAGAGAAGGCAAUGGCGCGCUGA